GGCUGAACAGGAGAGGGAAAGUGAACGAGGUUUCGUCUCUGCAUCAUUGCGAGGAACUUCUCGUGUUCUCAAGACUAUUUAAGUUCGCGUUUUAGUGGGAAGUGUUUUAAUAUUGCUUUCGACGUGUAUUUAAUUCCGCAAAUGUCCCUGUAUAAAUACAGGGUGACAAUGACACCUGGGUAUAUUCCAGUGAAUUUAUUAAAGAGUAAUGCAUUAAUAUAAAUCCAGUCCUAAAAUGCAAUUUCUUUUAAAAAAUAUUUAGUGUGUUGCAGGUGUAUUGCAAAGUGAAUAGACUGAGACAUUUUGUAUCUGGCAUAUUUGGGAGAUACAAAACAAGCGAAAUCAAGAUAAGUUUAUAGUAACAGAAGCAGAGUAACCAGAGAAGCAGAAAUGUGCAUAAUCAUGUACUUGGAUUCUAAAACAGUUUAGUGACAUUUUUAAAUUAUAAUUUAUUUCCUAAAUUACUGCAAGAAAUUAAGGAAAACCGUACUUAGCCCGAGAUGCUUAUAAUAAUGACGAUUAAGUAUCUAUUGCUGGGCGAACGCCAUCAUGUUGUACGUCACGACGCUCAGGAAAGAUCUGACAAUCGGCAGGAAACAGCUCCGCCAUUUUGGUGUACGGCCACGUAGUUUAAUUUAGCUUUCAUUUAGAAGUGUUCAGGCAAACUCCAUGUGAAUACCAUAAAAUGGUGAUUUCAUGCGCCGCAGUUAACUGCACGAAUCGGCAAGGGAAGGUGGAUAAAACCGAAAUAUCAUUCCAUAGGUUCCCCAUCAACAACGCCCGGCGGCUUGCCAGAUGGAGGAGGGCCGUGAGGCGGGAGGGCUGGGUGCCCAACAAGUACUCGUUCCUGUGCAGCAAGCACUUCAGCCCGGACUGCUUCCAGCAGCGCUACGACGACCAGCACCGGCAGCUCAAGGACACCGCCGUGCCCAGCAUCUUCGACUUCACCCCGCCGGCCAGGGGCGCGUCCGGCAACGUGCGCAAGAAGGUGCUCAGCCCCGCCCCGGGCCCCGCCGAAGAGGAGGAUGAAGAGGAGGAAAAGAUACCCUCCGAGAAGCCCAGGCUGAAGGCGGCCUCCAAGAGCCUGAGGAACAUUUCUCCCCCAGGCAGAGAGUCCCUGAAGGCAGGCCAGGACACGAACAGACCUCCCCGGACCCCGCAGCAGGCUGUGGGGGAGUGGUCCUUGGGCAGCGCGGAGGAAGUCUUCACGCCCUCCUCCUGCACCUUCAUCGACGCCCUGCACUCCUACAGCAGCACCUCCCGCCAGGAGCGUGACACCCGGGCUCGCCAGCGCCGCGGCGGGCAGGGGGGAGGGGCCGGCGGGGCCGGGGCAGCAACGCCCUCCGCGGCCGCCCUGGAUCCGCAGGCCCAGCUGCCCCAGGAGGCCGCUGGCUCUGCCGGGCCCCCCCGCUGCCGGGCCACGCGGUACAGCAUCUCGGCCAGACGGCAGCAGCUGCGCAGGAGUGCCAGGCAGCUGCGCAGGAGAGCCAGGCAGCUGCGCUCGCUGCUGCAACCGAGGAAGACUGGGCUGCUGGAUAAGGCUGGGCCGUCGCUCCCCACAGGUCAGUGUGGGGGAGUGUCCAAUAAUAAUAAUUACUCACACUUAUAUAGCGCUUUUGCUACCCUGAAGGGAGUACCUUCCGCAUUAACCACUGCUAAAAUAAGUUCUUCUGCACAAAGGUCGGGGGAAGACUACAUUACCCAACGGCCACUGGGGGCAAAGGGGCGUUAUCGUUUUGCGGGGGUGAAUUUGACCUCCAGCAGGUUAUUCUGUUUUACCUUGCGAGUCGAACCCGGUUGCGGAAGGCAAUUGAUCGGACGAAGUAUUGUUUUUUUUCUUAAAAGGGCAAUCAAAAUGUCUUGUCCCUUUCACCAUGCAGAAGCUCCCCUGAACCCUGCCGUCCAGCCGCUGGCGUGGCUGCUGGGGACCUGGCAGUCUGACGAGCCGGGGGAGGGCUCGUACCCCUCCAUCCAGCCCUUCCGCUACACGGAGACGCUGCACAUCUCUCACGUGGGGCAGCCCGUGCUGAAUUUCAUGUUCAGUGCCUUUCACGCCGAGACCAAAAGGCCACUGCACAGAGAGUGCGGGUUCAUCAGGCUGCAGGCCGGCACCCAGAGGGUGGCGCUGAUCGUGGCCCAGAACUCAGGUCUGGUGGAGAUUGAGGAAGGGGAGCUGACUGGCCAGCAGCUGACUCUGCAGUCCAAGGAUUUGGCUAGAAUAUCCUUUGCCAAGGAGCCUUACGUCCAGCAGAUUUCCAGGGUGUUUCAGCUGAAGGAGGAUGGCAGGUUAGAGCAAACUGUAUCCAUGGCGACUGGGAGCCAGCCCCUCUCUCAGCACCUGCACAUCACCUACCGCAGAGUGUCCCCUUGAAGGGAUAGACUGGAGCCACGUAGGAAGAACAGCACUACCACAGAGCUCUCUGCAGCUCACAUAAUUAACACGUCAUCCACUGUUAACUGUAUGCAAAACUGAGAAGACACCAGUGUGGUGAUAGGUUUUUUCUCUCUGCUUUUUCAGCUCUUACCUCACCUGCUGGGGACACUGAGAGAACGUCUUGUAGUCAGUUAGUCUGAAUUAAUUUGUGAAAUUGUCUGCCUUUUGUGGGUCUUUGUUUUGGGAUAAGAUAUCUUAGUUUAUUUUUCAGUGUGCUUUCUUUUACUUUCUUAAUAUAUUUUUAUACCAAUGGGAAGCAAAGUUAACCACUCAACAGCAACUGAGCUGUAAUCGUCCACAUGUUUAGAUACUCAGGACAGAAUGUGCACUAAUCAGAAACUAAGUGAACAUGAAAUAUAUUACUUAUUCAAAGUGUACAUAAUACUCUAUGGGGCAAUAAAAUAUAAUUACUAUGCAAACAGUACAAUACAUAUGAUCAAGAGUGCCAGCAAUGUUUUGUAUCUAAUAGGCAACUAAAUUCCAGAUUUAUAACUUUAGAUCUAUCGGGUAUCUAUAGAGGGGAAUGUAAUAGUUUUGUGCUAAUGGAAGUGUAUUAUUGUAUAAAAUGAACUGAAGUCAGGUUUGUGGUUUUGUGGUAAACUGGAGGAAAGAAUUUGCCUUCAGUGAUGAGUGACUCUGAUUCCAAUUAGUUUAUUACUUUUGCCUUAAAGAAACUGACAAUUCCAGAAUAGGUAACAGCGGGAGUAUUUCUGUAAUGUAAUGUCUUAACACCUGUUAACGAACUGUGUUCUGUAAUCAUGAAUAAGAAAGCUCCUUUCUAAAUUUCUCAAGAUCUUCUGCAGCAUCAAAAUCUCUUUGAAGGAGUCAUAGGUCAACUGUUUGCACUUUGUGAAUAGUUACAUGUUUGUAAAAUAUGCUACGUAAUGAAGUGUUUCCACAUUUAUAUCAAUUGCUAUGAUUGAUGCUGUCAGAAUAACCGAGUUUCAGAAGGCUGCUUCUGAUGCAGUGGCACUUAAGUUCAAGCAAGAUGGCAGUGAAAAUUGUUUAAUCACCCCAUGACUGAGUAAUAUCAAUUACCACAGCUGUGUAAAACUCUGUCAUUAAUAAAACUGUUAGAAGACACCA
This is a messenger RNA of Lepisosteus oculatus (spotted gar), 3520 nucleotides long. RefSeq names its product THAP domain containing 4 (gene thap4). NCBI's taxonomy places the organism in Eukaryota, Metazoa, Chordata, Actinopteri, Semionotiformes, Lepisosteidae. The record is from RefSeq and is a predicted model, not a curated record.